This is a messenger RNA of Rhipicephalus sanguineus (brown dog tick), 792 nucleotides long. Its product is annotated as ubiquitin-conjugating enzyme E2 Z. Gene Ontology annotation, molecular function: cysteine-type endopeptidase inhibitor activity; ubiquitin conjugating enzyme activity. The coding region runs from base 1 to 792 and encodes 263 amino acids. Lineage: Eukaryota; Metazoa; Arthropoda; Arachnida; Ixodida; Ixodidae. The transcript has a single exon. The record is from RefSeq and is a predicted model, not a curated record. Gene Ontology annotation, cellular component: nucleus. Gene Ontology annotation, biological process: negative regulation of apoptotic process.
AUGGCAUCGGCACCUGGAAGGAGGUCAAGAACUGUAGGGCCGUUCAAGCACGAAGACGACAAGCCCCCUGCUUGUCUUCUCAGGAUCAAGAAGGACAUCGCUGAUCUGGCGAUCGAUCCACCAGAAGGACUGUACGCUGUCCCAGAAGAAGGUGAUAUCAAGAGCAUAUACGCCCUGAUUGUGGGACCGCGAGGGACGCCAUACGAGCACGGCCUGCUUAUCUUUCACCUGCUUUGUCCCAAAGAGUACCCCAUGGCCCCUCCCAAGGUUCGUUUUAUAACCACGGGCGGACGCGCGUUCCUUCAUCCAUACCUGUACACGAACGGGACAGUGUCCUUGAGCAUUUUAGGCACUUACGCUGGUCCCCAGUGGUCAUCUGCUCAGACUUUGAGCAGCCUGCUACUGUCCAUUCAGUCGCUUUUGACGGAACUGCCGUAUUAUGACCACCCAUUCAAGAGGCACACCAACAAACAAGAGGAGCGAAAGGAAGCAGACGACUACAACACCUUCGUCAGGUAUGAGGUGCUCAAAGAAUCAGUGUGCGGCAGUGUGGAACGUUGCCUUCAGGACGAUUGCAUGUACCCGCCGGCUCUUCAGCGCAAGCUUUUCAAGCUCUUUUUGGAAAACUACGCCAAUUAUGAGCGGUGUGUGAGCCAGGACAUCAACCUCUCCGGCACACCGAUAAAGAAUCCCUUUAGCGGUGGCCUUGGAAUGUACGACCACGAAGCACUCGCAAGCCGACUGAGGAUUCUCAAGAAAAAUGUAGACACGAGGUGCAGUCCAACGAUCUAG